Paramacrobiotus metropolitanus is the source of this 3801-nucleotide messenger RNA. RefSeq names its product adhesion G-protein coupled receptor G2-like. The coding region runs from base 71 to 3565 and encodes 1164 amino acids. The transcript is spliced from 8 exons. Gene Ontology annotation, biological process: cell surface receptor signaling pathway; adenylate cyclase-activating G protein-coupled receptor signaling pathway. Lineage: Eukaryota; Metazoa; Tardigrada; Eutardigrada; Parachela; Macrobiotidae. Gene Ontology annotation, molecular function: G protein-coupled receptor activity. The record is from RefSeq and is a predicted model, not a curated record. Gene Ontology annotation, cellular component: membrane.
GUUAAUCUAGAAAGUAAAAAGUGUAACAUCAAACGGUUUAGAGACUACCUACAUAUAGAAUCAGUUGACAAUGCGACCGCCAACAGUUUUAUGGCUAAGCAAAGCACUUGAAAUGCUUGUAACUGUUUCAAAUUUCAGCAUUACUGAAGCCACUAAUGAAAAACUGCAAGAAGCUGUUAGAAAACUAUCUACAUCGGAAGCCAUGUCUAAAUUUGUUCAUGGGUCUUCCGGGAGGUAUUCUACCGCGGCGCCAAUGGAAACAAUGGAAACAGACAUCCCCAAGCUUACGGUGGUAUUCCCAUUUGGUCCUCAACGUCCCACGAGUACCGCGCGCUCUUCAAGCAUCUCUACUUCGGUUUGGACAACAACAAAACCGAUGGCUUCGUCGUAUAUUCUGCCAGUUACUGACUUAAGGUCAACAAGAGCCGGAGCCAACCACACAGUACUUGCGGAUCAGUACACAAGUGCAGCCUUUACUACCUCGGCGUUAUUCACUAAAACGACCACUGCUCGUCCAGCCGAGCUAACCAUAGGUACCACACGGAAAACCGUUACCGAUGGCCUUCUGGAUUUAGUCACCACUUUUGAUCCGGAUUUUAUCAAAACACGGCAGCUGUGGGAGAGGCUUUGGAACUAUUCUUUUUCUAGUCCGAAUGGGUUCUCCCUUGAAAACUCUUCCGUGGAGCUAUCUUCAGUUAUUGCCGAAUUGCACGAUAUUAUUGCCAGUUGGACUUACUGCGAUUUAACUUGUAUGAAUCUCACAUUAUCGAGGUUUGUCCGCGUUGGCAGAGCGGUUCCACUUCACGUUCUCAUGCAAAUGGAAGACAACUUCGGCAGCUGUGAUCAGUUUCUGCGGCUUCCGAGCAUACUAAUGCGGAAAUUAUCAAACGAUACGGUGACAGGUUUGUGGUAUCCGCUGACAAGCAAAGAAGGGCUGUCGUACAGUGUUGGGGACGUCUGGUUGCAUAACAGUUAUAAUUAUACGUUAAUUGGAUUCACCAGUCGUGAUGGUUUUGAGUUCCCUUUGAAUACAUCUGUGCAUGUGCUCGUAUAUUCGAACAAUCAGGAGCCAACAUCCACCGCAGUGGGAGUGACUACCGAUCCCAUCGAUUCUUUCAGCUUGUACAACUGUGAGAUAGACGUCAGGCUUCCCAAAUCGCUCGUCGACUUGCUGAUACCGGUUGGAGGUCAUAUUGAAUUAUCUGAUUUUUUUCAAAAGAAUUUUGCAAAAGGCCACCCCACUAUAACAACAGCCGUUUCUCAAAUUUGGAUUGAAAUCUCUCAGCGAAGCGGAUUUCACACUGCAACAAUUCAAAACCUGGUUUUACCGGACAAAUUAAAUUAUACUGGCAUUAGUAUCAUAUCCCGAGUGAUCUCACUUGACGGUUUUAAUAUCAGUUAUAAAGCAGAUUUUAUGGGAUACCCUCCAUCUGGUCUACUGAAUGGCAGUAGCAUGCCUUACCGCUUCCAAGAACCGAUUUCCUUCACCGUUUAUGGAUUACCGCUGACUUCUACAGAAAGCUCAUUGCGGUAUCUUUGUGGCCAUUAUAAUGUCAAUGUUGCCUAUGGCCACAACCACGGCGAAUGGAGCCUCGAAAACGGCUGUCAGACGUCAACGUUCAGCGAGGUGACCUUUACCGACUCCUCGUCUACUUACAAUGUAUCCGCUCUUACUUGCCAUUGUUAUUAUUUCGGCUGGUAUGCCGUGUUUCGUGCAACCGAAAUUCAGCCUUCCGCUGGAAAUUUGCUGGAUGUCAUAUUUCAACGUGUUCAGGAAUUGCAUAAAAAAGGUCAAUCGUCUGCUGUAUUACUGCAACAAAUCAGUGCCAUGCUGGAACAAUUGGAAAAUGUGGCAGCCAUAAAUGAGCAGUCGGCUUUGCAAACAAUUCUGGAAUUCUUUCAAAUUGGCAAUGUUAUCGAACUACCCAGUAUCGCUGAAGUGCACAAUAAAAGCGGACUUUGCAACCGUUUAAUGACGUUACGGGAUAAGAUUGCGAGUAGUAUUAAAUUUUACACGAACAACAGUGAUGAAAUUAUUUCAGCAACGACAAAAGAUUUUUCCGUGACGGUAACUCGUUUGUCAAAGGCAUCCCGGUUUAUUGGAAUGGCAUCGUUUUUGGAAAAUAACAACUUACAUAAAAUUAUUGAUAAUAAAAGCAUGGAAAUUCCUGGCGAGAAGCAGCUGGGAUCCAGUAUCACGUUGCCGGAUUCGCUGGUCGAUUAUUUGAUUAAACUUUCUGAACAUAAAGAAAUCCGUAUGUGGUUUGAGGUAUCUCGCAAUUCGACCAUUUACAAUGCGACGAUGGGUUUCGCGGACAAUGCUACCAGUGACUUUCCAAACAGCAGUCCAAGGCAGUUCGCUUUAGCGUCUUUCGUAACCGGUGCCAGUAUUUCUGUGGGUCCUGUUAUAAACUGGACCGACUUUAUUACGAUCCGAUUAAAAAUACUUUAUUACCACACCAAUUUCACAUACACUUGUGCUUAUUGGGAUAUCUAUGCAAACAAAGGAUUUGGCGCCUGGAGCACAAAUGGGUGCAAAAGCGGAGGCAUAGACAACACUUACAUGACGUGUUUCUGCAAUCAUUUGACGAGUUUUGGAAUCCUUGUGGAUGCCAGCGGGUUAAGCGGAGUAUCACCAGCUACAACCAAGAUUUUGUCAGCAAUUACGUAUGUCGCCUUAAUAAUCUCCAUCAUUGCCUUAACUGUCGUUAUCACCAUGACCUUCCUUAUACGAAAUUUCAGCAACCUGAAUUCACGGUCUAUAACGAAACGCUUCAACGACAAAGAUUUCGUCAUUAUCAACUUAUGUUUGUCUCUCAUUCUGACCUACGCGGUAUUUCUGGGUGGAAUUGAUCAACUGGAACCACGAGAAUUGUGUAUGCUCACCGGUAUUAUUUUACACUGGUUGUUCCUAGUCUCUUUUGCCUGGUUAGCUGUGGAGGGAUUGUUGCUGUUCAAAACGUUUGCCGCCCAGACUUUGCCGUUGCCCAUGAAUCACUUUCAGUUACGGUCUGGACUACUCUGCUGGAUUCUUCCUUUUUUGUUGAUCGCCACCAAUCUGAUAAUCGAUUACGACGCUUACGGAUAUGGAUUAGUGAAAGCAUGUUGGCUGGACGCUUUAUACGCUUCACUGCAAUAUUAUUUGACCGUCAUCCUUCCGAUUUGCCUAAUACUGGCAUGGAAUUUGAUAGUUUUCAUUUUAGUUGCCAAACAGUUGAUUUCAACAAAACUGAAAAUCCGCUGUACGAAGAUUAACGCUGACCUUUCCAUACAAUUACGGCGUUGUGCCAUAUUGUUUGUCCUUUUGGGGCUACCUUGGAUGCUGCUUCUGGUUAACAUAUUUAGCAGCAGCGCAGUGGCAUCCACUGUGAUGAACGUGCUGAUAACUAUCUUUUGUGGUACACAAGGAAUCGGAAUACUGGCCAUACAAAUUCAUGGAACUAAAACUGUUCUCCGCCGGAUAUCGAAAACAUUACUGGAGUCGCGCAGCACCACAAGGACCAGGAGCACGAUAAUAUCAUCACGUAAAAACCGUUACUGGUAUGAUCCACUUGCUUUCGAUUGAUAGUCUAAGGGGUUUGUUUUUGUUUGCAGAAAUCGGUACUGUUGGAUAUAAGACGUCGUGAACUUUUGGAUAAAGUUUUCUACGCCUGUCAUAUAUUUUCAUCUUAGAUUUGCAUUAUUGAGUGUAAACGCAAUGGGAAAGCUUAUUUUAUACAGACUGUUUAUAUUUCAAAAAUGUACAAUCGCGUGCUGUGUUGAAAGCUUGGUGAUCAAGCGGCAAAAAUUUGUACUAUACGA